This is a messenger RNA of Scylla paramamosain (green mud crab), 2393 nucleotides long. Its product is annotated as kynurenine/alpha-aminoadipate aminotransferase, mitochondrial-like. The transcript has 11 exons. The coding region runs from base 989 to 2239 and encodes 416 amino acids. Gene Ontology annotation, biological process: biosynthetic process. Gene Ontology annotation, molecular function: transaminase activity; pyridoxal phosphate binding. NCBI's taxonomy places the organism in Eukaryota, Metazoa, Arthropoda, Malacostraca, Decapoda, Portunidae. The record is from RefSeq and is a predicted model, not a curated record.
AAGUGCUACGUUAACCGGAAACGAAAUAAAACAGCUACACAGGAUUUUAUUACAUAGUAUAUCUUGUUAUACUUUUCUAUUAAUAAAUUAGAUAUAAAAACAAUGCAAACUACACUAAUAAAAAAAUAUGAUGACGAUAUACAGAUAUACAGUUUUUUGCAAUUUUCAGUUCCUCCUUCUCAUCUCCCCUCCCCCUCACACUCCUCCUCUCCCCUCCAUCUCCACCUCCUCCACCUACUCCAACACAGCGAGCCUUUAAAUCACCUGGGAACAUCUGCCAAACCCUCAAAAUUACACUAAAUAUGUGAUGGAAAAUUGCUACCUUAGCUGGGGAGAGGCGGGGCGGGGGUCGGAGGGGCUUGGCGGGGCUCGGCGGGGCUGGAGAAGUCGGGGCGCCAAGGAUACCGUGGUGUGGUGUGGUGUGGUGUGGUGUGUGGUGGUUGUGGUGGUGCUGGUGUGGUGUGGUGGUGUGUGGUAGUAUCUGAUGGUGGUGUGGUGUGGUGGUGUAUCGUGGUGGUGGUGGUAGUGAUGUUGUGUGGUGUAGUAUGAUAUGGUGUGGUGGUGUGUUAACACUACACUCCAACAAGCUUAACUGCCCUGUGUGUGUGUGUGUGUGUGUGUGUGUGUAGCGCCGAUCACAGAUGAGUCACAAAGCUGUACAAUGAAUUAUUUCUUAUUUUUCGUCUAGUAUGCAAAAAAAAACAAGUGGUAAAUUCCCCAUUCCUCAGCACUGGAGAUCGCAAUUUUUGGUUCUAUCUGCUGAUCGUAAGCUCCGCCCACAAACUCGAUAACCUCUACCCACUGGCUUCACUUACUUUGAUGAGAGCGGAGCGGGGGACCAUCUCUUAAAAUUUCUUGGUUUCUUCCCUCCCUGAAUUCGGGACGGAGUGGGCCCGUGGGAAGCAGUGCGUGUUUGGUUUUUGUGGAGAAAACUUCUCUCCGCAGCUUCCUGCUUCUGCUUCAGCGGCCAGUGAGCAGCAGCGUUGCCAUGGUUAUUCACGGGAGUUAUUUCUCUGCUAUUGCCAGACGCCUCACCAUGCCCUUCCUCUCCAGACUCAGGUCGGCCAGCAAGGCAUCGACCGUUUAUAAUCUAUCGUCGGGGCUGCCAGACCCAGAGCUCUUCCCGUUCAAGGAGGCUUCUUUCGUUUUGCAAUCAGGGGAAGUACUGCCUUUAACUCAGCACCUCAUAGAGAAGGCCUUCCAGUACUCACCGACUAAUGGAAUCCCUGAGUUAGUGAAACACCUGACGGACUUCACUGCUAAGCUCUUCGCUCCGCCACACAUGUCUGAGAGAGGCCUGGCGAUCACGGCAGGCGGGCAGGCAGCUUUGCACGCCGUCUUGCAUACCUUUGUGGAUCCUGGCGAUUGUGUGUUUGUUCCAGAAACAACCUACUCCUCUUUCUUUUCUACACUCGAAACUACUGAAGGAAAGCCAGUGAUCGUUGGGAAGGACCGCUACGGCUUGAGGCCCGACCUGCUGAGGGAUACGCUGGAGAGAAGCAGUUCAGGGCGACGCAAGCUGCUGUACAUAAUACCAAACGCAGACAAUCCCACAGGCAGCACUUUGACCAAAGAGAGGCGACAGGAAAUCUAUGACAUUGCGUGCGUGUAUGACCUCCUUAUUGUAGAGGAUGACCCUUACUUCUUCCUGCAGUACGGUUCACAGACCCACCCGUCGUUCCUCAGCCUGGACACCGCAGGCCGAGUGCUGCGCAUCGACAGUUUCUCGAAGAUCUUGGGUCCCGGCCUGCGUCUUGGCUACAUCACCGCCGACAAACAUUUUACAGACAAAAUUUGCACAUUAAUUGCAGCAGUUACAAUCCACGCCUCCUCACUGUCCCAGGUGGUCGUGAGUGAGUUGCUAGACCGUUGUGGGUACGAGGGUUUCAUGAAGGUGACCCGGGACAUCAGUCUAAAGUACCUGGAGAAAAGGGACAUGGUGACGCAGGCAGCCUCGAAACACUUGUCUGGAUUGUGCGAGUGGGUGGAAACUGACGGCAUGUUCCUCUGGCUAAAGGUUCUGGGCCUCGAGGACGUGACGGAGAUGGUGAACCACACGUGCAGGGAAAGGAACUUGUUAGUAGUGCCGGGGAGCAUCUUCCAGCUGGACGCCACCCAACCCUCUCCCUACAUCAGAAUAAACUUUGCAAUGAUCACGCCUGAAAUAGCGGACAAGGCAUUUCAGAUUCUCUCCGACAUUAUACGAGAGGAACUGAGGAAGGAGGAGCUCGAGCGCUGACUGUCAUAUUUAUUCUUAUUAUUUUUCUUUUAGCAAACAUGGAAGUGAAUAAAACUUUGGAAGUCCUCACCUGUUAAUGACAAAACUCACUCACUGAAUUGAUGAGCUUACCUGUUAGAAAUCAGUAAACAAAUAAUAAAAAUAAAUAAAAAAA